This is a messenger RNA of Nasonia vitripennis (jewel wasp), 2527 nucleotides long. RefSeq names its product negative elongation factor D (gene TH1). The transcript is spliced from 11 exons. The coding region runs from base 398 to 2140 and encodes 580 amino acids. The record is from RefSeq and is a predicted model, not a curated record. NCBI's taxonomy places the organism in Eukaryota, Metazoa, Arthropoda, Insecta, Hymenoptera, Pteromalidae. Gene Ontology annotation, molecular function: RNA binding. Gene Ontology annotation, cellular component: NELF complex; nucleus. Gene Ontology annotation, biological process: negative regulation of transcription elongation by RNA polymerase II.
CUGUCGGUCAAUUUACCUUGUUAACGACAACCUACUCAGGGUUCCUAACUUCUCCACACCAUUUAAUUUUACACGGACUUCGUGGCGCUGAUGGAUACUUAAUAAGGCGAAUUGACAAUUGACGGUCAUUUCCCAUUUUCUAUAUAUAUACACACACACAUACAACUAUACAAGCUAGUAUAUUUGUAUAUAGCGUGGUAUAAACAUAACCUUACUUUUCCAUAAACAACAAGUGCCAAAUACACGAUCUUAUAUACGAUCGCGGUAUACCUGUAUAAGAUCGUGACCAAAUAUAAUGUGUUUAAAAAUUGAUUGUUAAAAUAAUAAAACAAAUUACUUGUAAGUAAACUAAGUUACUUAAAAUAGUACGCAUCAAUUCAUACAGAAAGCUAUAAAAAUGGAACCUAGUUUUGGAGAAGAGCAUUCCAAUUGGGAAGAUAUGAAUCGUGGGGAUGAUAUAAGUGGUGAGGAUCCAUCAGAGAAUCCUCAACAGGUCCUUAAGGAAUGUCUUGAUAAAUUUAACACUCCAGAUUAUAUUAUGGAACCUGGUAUUUUUACACAGCUUAAAAGGUAUUUCCAAGCUGGAGGUAAUCCAGAAACGGUCAUAGAACUGUUAUCAAAAAAUUAUACAGCAUGUGCACAGAUGGCAAAUCUUUUAGCUGAAUGGCUCAUUUUAGCUGGGGUAAAAGUCACAGAUGUUCAAGCUAUGGUAGAAAAUAAUCUUAAGGAUAUGAUACUCAAAACUUUUGACCCUAAGAAAGCUGAUAAAAUUUUUACAGAAGAGGGAGAGACACCAGCAUGGUUGACAGAGAUGAUUCAACAUCCCACAUGGAGAUCACUUAUAUAUAGACUUGCUGAAGAAUAUCCUGAUUGCUUAAUGUUGAAUUUCACUAUAAAACUUAUUUCUGAUGCUGGCUUUCAAGGAGAAAUCACAAGUAUCUCGACUGCAGCUCAGCAAAUUGAAGUAUUUUCCAGAGUACUCAAAACUGCUAUUGCAGGCUUCCUUCGAAAUACUGAAAAUUGGCAAUCAAGUAUUCAAGAAUGUGCCAAAAUGGUCUGCCAUGGUCAACACACUUAUGUCUACAGUCAAGUUUUACUGCAUAUAUUGGCUCAAGAACCUAAAGGUGGUUUUAUGAUGAAAAGAUUGUCCCAAGAAAUUACCAAAUGUGCUCAACAAAGUCGACAUGAUGUUACCCCUAUAACGAUGGCGCUUAAUGGUGCUGCAGGAAGCCCAGCUGCUUGUCAAGCAUUAGCCUCUAUGUUGUCACGAAAUAAUUUAAAUCCUGCUGAUAUUACAGUUCUAUUUAGAAAUUAUUCACUGCCAGAACCACCUCCUACGGAACUUAUAAGAAAUCCACAAUUUUUAGAAUUAUUAGUGGAUGCUCUAUUCAAACCAGGAGUCAAAAUUAACCCUGAACAUAAAUCAAAAUACAUUUACUUGUUAGCUUACGCGGCUAGUGUUUAUGAAACGGCCGCGAAAAAAGGAGUUCAAAGAAAAGUUAACAAGGAUGACCUGAAGACAACUAUUCAAGCAAUUGAAAAAGUCCACAACACGUGUAACACUAACAAAGGCUCAACAGAACUUAUAGCAGAGAUAAAUACUUUAUAUCAAUGUAUAAGGUUUCCAGUGGUUAGUGUAGGAGUUAUUAGAUGGGUGGAAUGCACUGUAACAGAACCAUCCUAUUUCAAACUGUGUACAGAACAUUGUCCUAUUCAUUUAGCUUUACUUGAUGAAGUGGUGGCCUGUCAUAAUUUACUGCAUCCAAAAGUGCUUCGAUUGCUUAUUCAACUGUUUGAAAGCAAGCAAGAUGAAUUGGAAAUUUUGGUUCAAUUAGAGAUGAAAAAAAUGUUGAUUGAUAGGAUGGUAAAUCUACUUAGCAGAGGAUGUGUUGUUCCUGUAGUUUCAUAUAUAAAGCAGUGCUGGCAACGAGGAGACACAGAUAUAUCUUUAAUAAGAUAUUUUGUCACAGAGGUACUGGAAGCCAUCGCGCCACCUUAUUCAGGGGAAUUUAUUCAAUUAUUUUUACCUAUGGUUGAAAAUGAAGAAAUCACUGGAUCUAUGAGAGGAGAUGGUGACAAUGAUUUGGUUUCGGAAUUCAUUAUAUAUUGUAAAGCCCAAAGUCCCAUUGCUGGAAGAUAAUAAUUCAAGUAUAGAUUUUGAGUCUUGUAACUAAAAAAAGUACAAAUGGUGUGUAAAUUUCCAUAUUUAUUUUAAAACAAAAAGUUAAAUGGAAUCAUAACAGUGGUUGAAUUUGUAUAUUUCAGAACAUUCUGGCGAGCUCUACUUGUCGACAUUGGUUCAUCUACAGAUUUUCUGAAACAAGAAAGAAGUAAACAUUAUCAACUUUUAUAAAUAUGAAAUUUUAUUAUAUAAGACUGACAAAGAAUAUUAUUAAUACUGCACACAAAAUGUAUUAAAGAAACAGCUUUUAGUUUCAGUCAAUGAACUACAGAUAAACUGUAUAAAACAAUUGAAAAAUUGAAUAAUGUAAAUAUUUUGGAUAAAUAUAUGCAGUUUAUACAAAGA